AUGGGAAAUCGUCGCCAAAAAUCGCUGUCCAAGUCCAUACAGUCUGCGUUGACUCGCGACCCAGACCGCUUCAAGAAGUCUGCCCUCGGCAAGUUAGUAGCCUUCUUUUCUGUGUAUCGCAUAAAGCUUGUCCGCCAUGAGAAAAUACUCUUUGAUCAACUGCGCCAGGAUGUUUGGCAGUUUGAUGAUCAUGAUUAUAAGGGGAGUUUUCAUACAACAAGAGGUCAACCGCCAUUGAAGACGAUGGGCGACUUGGGCUACUCAGGCUCGACAUUUUUCUCAACUCUGGAUGCACAUUUCCUUGUGAAAAGCCUGCCACGACAUUUUGAAUAUUCGUUCUUCGAAGGGGAUCUUCUUCGGCCAUACUUUGAAUAUAUGUCCCAGCAUCCAGACUCAUUGCUGGUGUGGAUUACCGACUAUAUCAUCGCACCUUACAUUACUCUCGGCACCAUCUUCGGCUGUACUCCAGCUCGUCAUUUAAUCAUGGAGAACGCCCUCUCUGGUAAAGAUGAAGAUCCAGCGGCUGAACAAUGGGAGACGUAUGACUUGAAACCCCUCAACUACUUUUUCCCCGAGCGAGACUUACUACCAGAGCCCCUUGUGAGUGAAGAAACCCUUGGAAAGUUGGCAGAUACCUUCAACGACAAACUCCACCUGUGGCAGGCGGACUCCGAGAAAUUUUGGAAGUCAAUCGAAGACGAUACCAAAUUUCUUGAACAAGCCAACGCGGUAGACUACUCGCUAUUCCUAGUACGAAUACCUGCCUCUUCCGCGCCUAAAAUUCAAGGACGAGCAAGCCCUUGGAGGAUAGGACUGUUAUCUGCCGAUGGACGCUGGAAGUAUCGCGCAGCCAUCCUCGACUUCUUUUAUGCGCGGCACAAGUUACAAGCACAGGCACUUUCAGGUGUGGUACAGACAUUCAAUGUCAUUGGUAGACAAGGUCCCAUGACAAUCACAACCACUGCGAGUGAUUAUCGUGAGAAAUUCCUGGCUAUGAUCACAGACCUCGUUGAGGUUCACUGA
Messenger RNA from Penicillium nucicola, 1023 nucleotides. RefSeq names its product phosphatidylinositol phosphate kinase family protein. Lineage: Eukaryota; Fungi; Ascomycota; Eurotiomycetes; Eurotiales; Aspergillaceae. Gene Ontology annotation, molecular function: phosphatidylinositol kinase activity. The coding region runs from base 1 to 1023 and encodes 340 amino acids. The record is from RefSeq and is a predicted model, not a curated record. The transcript has 2 exons. Gene Ontology annotation, biological process: phosphatidylinositol metabolic process.